CGACAUUGCUGAGUUGAGUUUCCGCGUUGUACGAACAGCCCCCUCCAUCCCGCCGGUGACAGCGCUCGGCCCCGCGGUGGAAGAUGCAGCAAAUCCCUGAGGACGUGAAGAGCCUAAUUACAGAUAUUGAAAUAUUUAUACUUGAAAUAUUAAAAGAGGAGAACCUGACUAAGAAGGCAAAGGAAAAGAAAGAUGCACUUUUGAGAAAACUUAAGAUUAUUAAAACAAGCUAUCCUCAGGAAUUCCAGGAGAAAGGGAUAUCAGAUGAUUCUGACAGCUAUGAAGAACCUUUGGGAGAUGGUGUUUCACUGGCAUCUGAACGUUGCGAUAACCACGAGGAAGCUGCAGCUGAAGUUCAGCGAUCCCCUCCAAUACCUGCACAGGAACUAAAUCAAAUUCUGAAAGCUGGAUAUUUGGAAAAACGUCGAAAAGAUCACAGCUUCUUUGGAUCUGAAUGGCAGAAACGUUGGUGUGUACUGAACAACAAUGUCUUCUAUUACUAUGGAACUGAAAAAGAUAAACAGCAGAAAGGAGAUUUUACCAUAGAUGGUUACACAGUCCAGCUGACAACUACCAUAAGAAAAGAUGCAAAGAAGGAUUGUUGUUUUGAACUCUGUGCUCCUUAUAAACGACUGUAUCAGUUUGCUGCAGCUUCUUCAAAUGAGGCAGAAGAAUGGGUUGAACAGCUUCAAUUUGUAUUAAAAGACAGGGAAUCUGGUAUGAUCCCAGAAGAUUAUGGUGAAGAAAUGUAUGAUGAUAUAGAUCCAGAGAUCAAAGGUGACGAAUUCAGCCAAAUGGCAAUAGAUGAAGACAUUUAUGAAGAGCUUCCAGACGAAGAAGAAAAUUUCCAACAGCCUCAACCAAAAUUCAGAGCACCUGAAAAGCAACAGAGUGGUGGGAGCAGAACAGCUUCUUCAACAGCAGAGAAAGCCACUGAUUAUAUCAAUUACUACCAAGGAUUGUGGGAUUGCUCAGGAGAUCAGUCCGAUGAACUGUCUUUUAAACGUGGUGAUGUCAUUUAUAUUAUUAACAAGGAAUAUAAUUUACAUGGGUGGUGGGUAGGAGAAAUGAAGGGAACUAUUGGCUUGGUGCCCAAGGACUACCUAAUGGAGAUGUAUGACAUUUGAGAAGGUCUGGGCACCCAUCUACCUCCAGUGACGUCCUAUUGUACAUGAAGGUUUUUUUUUAACUGAAUCGAAUCACUGCAAAGCUUGUCUGUCCUUAGCCAGGAGAGGGAGUUCUCACCCACUACUAUGGCACUUCUGUUUCCCAAUUUAUUUUAUCACAAAGAUAAUAUCAUCUUAUUAACAAUAUAAUCUAUCCUCUUGCCACAGAUGUGAAAAUCAAGAAGCAGCUAAGUGUUUAAUUAAAUUAUUUCCUCAUUAUUGUAAUUAUCUUUCAUCAUUUCGCUGAUGCGUUAUUUCUAUUUUUCUGUGCUUGUGCAUCACUAUGAAGUCUUAACUGCUUGAGACUUCACACUGGCUUUAUGUAACAUCUUCACUGAAUAUUUAGCCAGUAUAUUUUCAUUGCUUCCCCAAGUGCUGCCAUUAUAACUUAAUUAAUUGUAAAAAAAAAACUUAAAAUGGAAGAGGAUGAGGGUGAUAUUCCUCUGUUCCCCAUCUUCCCCCCACCACCACACCCCCCCCCACCCCAUGCAUGCCUUGAAGUAACUGUUAGCAAUGUUUUCUGUCUUGUCUGUUUCACUUUAUUGAAUCUUGUUCUAAUGUUCCAGUCUGCAAAUUUUAAGGUUCAAAUAAAGUUUAAUUGUGUGCAAACUGUUGUUAUGCUAAUAAUUUAAAUGCCUGCUGUGUAACUAAUGAAAUUACUGUGUUAUGAUUAAUUUGGAAACUGGUAUGUUGAUUGUAGUAAUUGAACACAACAAGGUGAAGUAAAUGAUUAUGAUGCCAUAUGGCCUGUUAAUCUCAAAAUUUAAAGAGUUUGAACUUUUUCCUGCGGAGUUUAUUUUAAAAUUUUGUGCUUAUAUUUUUUUAAACAAAUACUGUUUUGACGAAUUAUCAAUUGGUUCAAAAUAUUUAGCAAAAUUUUAGUUUCAGCAUAGUUGAGUUGAAAAUCUCAUUCAAGUUUUGCUGUAGGUAUUGAAUUUAGAAUGCAUAAUUUUAACUGUUGUUCCUUCGCAUUAUGACUAACCUUUACAAUAAUAAAACACUUUUGAAAUGCU
This is a messenger RNA of Carcharodon carcharias (great white shark), 2179 nucleotides long. It is a transcript of the gene skap2, whose product is annotated as src kinase associated phosphoprotein 2. The record is from RefSeq and is a predicted model, not a curated record. Gene Ontology annotation, cellular component: plasma membrane; cytoplasm. Gene Ontology annotation, molecular function: protein binding. Lineage: Eukaryota; Metazoa; Chordata; Chondrichthyes; Lamniformes; Lamnidae. The coding region runs from base 84 to 1127 and encodes 347 amino acids. The transcript is spliced from 13 exons.